Molecule: messenger RNA, 537 nt
Organism: Durusdinium trenchii
Lineage: Eukaryota; Dinophyceae; Suessiales; Symbiodiniaceae
Source: the annotation of a GenBank genome assembly
AUGACGAUGCAGACCAUGCAGAUCAGGGGCAUGCCUUCUGCCAGGCCCAGCAUCAACUUGGAUGAUGGAGACUCUUCACCAGGCAUAGGCCGCGAGGAUACCCUGACCCUGAUGACGGCCAGAAGCAUGAAAAGCGGCAGGCUAACACAUCGGUCGAGCACAUGGAAGAGCGGACAAAGUGUCGUGUCCCGGGAAGACAAGCGCAAGGUGCUUGUGAAGGACUUUUUGGAAACCAAUGGGUUUAUGCACGUCAACGAGGCAAAGCGCUCGUGGGGCAUGACUAGCUAUCCAUUGCAUGCCGCAGUGCAUCAGAAGAAUGCCGCAGUGGUCAAGGCACUAUUGCAGCUCGGUGCACGUCCUGACGUCAAAUACCGGGGCCAAACUCCAGAGGAGUACGCCCAACGGAAGAAUCAGCGUUGGGGCGGCUAUGAAGAGGUGCUCAGCAUUUUUGAAGUGGUGAUCCCCAAGACGACUGGGAGUCAUGAGGAUGGCGAAGCAAGCUCUGAGAACAGCACUGUUCUUCCAGAUGAUGAUUAG